UAUUAAUUUGUCUUCUGUGAUCAACUAACAAAUAAAAUACCAAGCUGCAUUGUUUUGUUAGUAGUGUAAUAUAAAUUAUAUUAUGUCAAGCUAAUUUACAUUUUAUCAUUCUAAUUAGAUCUACUAAGGUUUAUAAAACUUGAUUACUUAUAUUGGUUUGCAAAGCUGAGACCUAUAGAAUAUAAACUAAAAUGAGUUAUAAUUUUGCACAAGGUCAAGAAAAGCCUAUGCGUGGUAAAUUGAAAGAACAGGAUGAGCGUAAAAUCCGCAGCAACUGGAUGCUGCUGCUGGAAGAGCUGGACGGGGAGCAUGUAGUGAAUCAACUGUACCAGAAGAACAUCAUCACAUUAGAUGACAUGCAUCAAGUCAAAGCUGAGAAAACUCCCAGGAAAAGGACGGAGGCACUGCUCAAAGUGGUUCUGCAUGCUGGACCAGGCGCAGCGUUUAACGAAUUUGUUUCUGCUUUGAAGGAAGUUUACCCACAUGUUGCAGAGAAAUUAUCUUAGUUUAAGCUUCUUUUUUUUAAAUUAAUUUUAAUUUUGCUGUAUAGGCUUCAUUGUCUUUUUAUAUUGUGAUAAUCACUUCAAUAACAAUGCAAAU
Molecule: messenger RNA, 600 nt
Organism: Physella acuta
Lineage: Eukaryota; Metazoa; Mollusca; Gastropoda; Physidae
Biological process (GO): regulation of apoptotic process
Molecular function (GO): protease binding; death domain binding
Source: RefSeq, a predicted model, not a curated record